Messenger RNA from Clupea harengus (Atlantic herring), 2713 nucleotides. It is a transcript of the gene psd2, whose product is annotated as pleckstrin and Sec7 domain containing 2. Bases 1 to 2646 code for a protein of 881 amino acids. The record is from RefSeq and is a predicted model, not a curated record. Lineage: Eukaryota; Metazoa; Chordata; Actinopteri; Clupeiformes; Clupeidae. The transcript has 15 exons. Gene Ontology annotation, molecular function: protein binding; phospholipid binding; guanyl-nucleotide exchange factor activity. Gene Ontology annotation, biological process: regulation of ARF protein signal transduction.
AUGACCCAGGAGGGCCAGAGUGACCCGCCGGCGCUGGAGACCCCCCCAGAGGCUGAGCUGAGCACGGCCCAGGAGAGAGAGCCCGAGCUAGGCCACGAGGAACCGGGUGCCGGGGCGGAAACUGGAGCUCCAGAAGCUGAGUCACCCAGCCUCGACGCAGAGGACGGUGGGGCGGUGGAGGACUGUGGGGCAGAGGGGAAACGGGAGGAUGAGAGGGAUGAGAGCAAUCGGACGGGAGGAGGAGAGGAGGACGGCGGCGAUGGGGUGAAGGAGGAGAGCGAUGGGGUGAAGGAGGAGAGCGAUGGAGAUGAAGCAGAGAGGCCGGAGAACGAGUGUGACUCCUUCAGCGCCACGUUUGAGUGCUCCGUGGAGGAGGCAGACACAGAGAGUAAAGUUGCAGAAGAGGAGGAGGAGAGAGAAGGAGAAGAAAGAGAAGAUCACAGCAGAACAGGAGAAGUAGAGACAAAAGUUAGAGAAGAGGAGGAGGAGGAGGAAGAAGGAGAAGAGGAUGGCGGCGAGGAUGAGUCAGAACACCCAAACCAGGACAGUUUCAGUUCAGCUUUCGAGCGCAUCGUGGAGCAGGUAUCCGGGGCAACAGAGGAAGAGGAGGAGGAAGAGGGGGAUGGAGAGGUGCGGGAGAGAAGAGGCAGAGGGAAGGAAGACGGGGAUGAGGAAGACGAGUGUGAUGGAGAUGAAGACCGGUCACGUGACGCACAGGAUGGCUUCAGCUCCACGUUCGAGCGCAUUGUCGAAUCUGAGCUCCUUAGGGGCGGGACCUGCUACAGCUCACUGGAUUCGCUGGACGUGCUGUCACUCACCGACGAGACGGACAGCUGUGUGAGCUUCGACGCGCCUCUUACGCCACUCAUCCAGCAGAGAGCGCUAGUCGGACCGGAACCACCAGAACUGGAACUAGAACCCGUCCAGGAAGGAGAGGGGGAGGAUGGAGAAGGAGAGGAAGGAGAGGAGAAGAGAGGGAUGGCGAUGCAGGCCAACGGAGGAGGAGGGGGGGGAGGGAGCCCGCUGCGGGUGACCAUUCCGGGGAGCCGCUCGGAAAACGUGCUGAGCCAGCGUACUGUCAUUCCCAACGGAUUCCACACAGACACACACACCAAUGGGGACAGUGCAGGCAUCCCCAGCUCCAUGAGUGAUGCCAGCUUGGCAGAUGUGCUUUCGGACUCCGAGUCAGAACUCGGCAGCUUGGAGCAGCUUGCCCGUGGUAGCACGGAUACACUCGCCAAUGGUUGCCGUGCCGACUCUGACGCCGCCAAGCGAUUGGCCAAACGGCUGUACUACCUAGAGGGCUUCAAACGCUGCGAUGUGGCACGACACCUGGGCAAGAAUAACGACUUCAGCCAGAUGGUGGCGGCGGAGUACCUCACCUUCUUCGACCUCUCUGGUAUGACGCUCGAUCGAGCUCUCAGAAACUUCCUGAAGGCGUUUCCCUUGAUGGGGGAGACCCAGGAGAGAGAGAGGGUGCUAGUGCACUUCUCCAAGAGGUUCUGCCACUGCAACUCCGACACACUUCAAUCUGAAGACGGUGCCCAUACGUUGACCUGUGCACUCAUGCUACUCAACACAGAUUUACAUGGACACAACAUUGGGAAGAAGAUGUCCUGCCAGCAGUUCAUUGGCAAUCUAGACAAGCUGAACGAUGGCAAAGACUUCCCCAAGGAUUUACUAAAGGUGCUGUAUAUGUCCAUAAAAAACGAGAAGCUGGAGUGGGCUGUUGAGGAAGAGGAGUUGAGGAAGAGCCUGUCAGAGUUGGUAGAGGAUCACUGUGGGAGCGGGGCUAAAAGGAUCGCCCGGGUAACGGACGGUCAUAACCCCUUCAUUGCCAUUCCACUCCUGCUCAACGCUGCAACCUACAAGCAUGGAGUCCUGUCCCGCAAGAGUCACGCCGACAUGGACGGCAAACGCACUCCCAGGGGUCGUCGUGGCUGGAAGAAGUUCUAUGGUGUGCUGAAGGGAAUGAUCCUCUACCUGCAGAAAGAUGAGUAUAAGCCAGAUAAGGACCUGUCGGAGGUGGACCUGAAGAAUGCAGUGCGCGUGCACCAUGCCCUGGCCACCCAGGCCACCGACUACAGCAAGAGACCCAACGUCCUCAAGCUCAAAACCUCAGACUGGAGGGUCUUCCUCUUCCAGGCCCCGAGUGAGGAGGAGAUGCUGUCGUGGAUCUUCAGGAUAAACCUGGUGGCUGCCAUCUCCUCUGCUCCUGCCUUUCCUGCUGCCAUCGGCUCGAUGAAGAAGUUCUGCAGGCCGAUACUGCCUUCAUCAGGCACCAGACUAAACCAGGAGGACCAGGUGCGCUCGCAUGAGAACAAAGUGAAGCAGAUCUCUCUGGAGCUUGAGGAGCACAGGAGGAGUAUGCCUGAUCUCUCCCCCAAGAACAAAGACACAGAGGAGCACCGCCUCAAAGAACACUACCUGGCCUAUGAGAGGAGUCGCUAUGAGACGUACUCAUCGCUGCUGCAGGCUAAGCUGCGCCUGGAGACAGACGACCUGGACCGGCUGGAGGCGUGUGUGCUGAGCGGGGAGGCGGCCGCGCGGGACGGCAUCCUACGCAAGACCCAGUCCAGCCCGCACAUUAGCACUGGCCACGGAGUCAACGGCAGGAGCACGCCACGGACACCCCCUCGAAGCUGAACACACACACACACACACACAUAAUACACACACACACACACACACACAGAAACACACUUGCAAACAC